AGUGCAUUGAACGUAUUUAUCGUUUAUUUGCAGAACCAGUUACACAAGAAUGUAUCAAGCGAGAUGGCUGAUGCUGGCGGUGGCAGCGACGUUAGCGCUGCAGUCGCGAGGGGAUGGCGGCAUCAGACUACCAGACCAGCCUUCCAAAGAAAACACCGAAGGAAGAUCACUCAAUUUCGGAGGAGAUAAUGGAAGAUCCCCUCAGGCUCAGGGUCGUGGUUUACUGGACUGGAUUGGCUUGGGCGAGGAUCAAGACCCCUACAUCCAGCAAUCAACACAGCAGUGCAUCAAUGGAGACCUAGCAGACUGUUUCAAAGCACAAGCUUUGAGGUCGUUUGACGAUUUCUUCGACAAGCAGGCUUACCAACUUUCAGAUAACGCACUCUUAGUCAAAGCAGAGAACCAAGCAAGGGCACUAGCCAGAGAGCCACCUCAACUGGAUUCGCAGCCUCGUAGCGAAGAUUCCGACUGGGAAGCCCUUGUCAAAUACGGAAUGAGGAAAAUUGAAAGGUUUUUAAGGUCAACCGCCUUGGAGCUGCAGCUUGACAAUGAAGUGACUUCCGAGGGUGUUAUCGCUCCGAGAUUCAUCGACGAGAUUAAUGAUGAAGUAGACGUAAUCGAGGAUAAAACGGCGCCGUUCCGUCGCCACAAGCUGAAGAAACUUAUCAUUCCUAUGCUACUCAUCCUCAAGUUGUUCAAGCUGAAACUGCUUCUCUUCCUGCCUCUCAUUCUUGGUUUGGCCAGCUUCAAGAAAUUCUUAGGAUUCAUGGCUCUUAUCAUUCCAGGUGUAAUCGGAUAUUUCAAAUUCUGCAAGCCAAAUUCAUCUCCUUUCUCCACAAACCACUAUACGGGGCCUCAGUAUUCACCCGCCGGUAUUGGUUUAGGACCUUACAGAGAAAGUCCUCCCGAAAACUAUGGCCAUUACAAUAAUUAUCCCGGCGGCCACAAGUACAGCCAGGGGGGCUUUUCGUUCAGAGACCACGACGCCAGUCCCCAAGACCUGGCCUAUCAAGGCUGGGAGUACAGGAACAAGAAAGGAGCUGAAGACAUCAAGGCUGAGAGCCCAUAAAGACUGUAUUAGUAUGACUAGUAGUAGUACUAGUAGUAGUAGUAGACUGUAGUAGUAUAGGACAUCCAAAAGUUGGAUGUAGCUUUGUUUUAAAAUCAUCUUGAAAUAAGUACGCGAGCUUCCGUAACAAGAGGAUCUUCGAUUACAUAGGUGUAAUCAAGGAUUGAAACCUGGUCAUUCUCAAAGUCCCUAAAUGACUGCCAGUUGUAAAAUCGAGGGGACUACGUUAUUAUUUUCUAUUAGAAAAAAAAAU
Molecule: messenger RNA, 1322 nt
Organism: Bombyx mandarina (wild silkworm)
Lineage: Eukaryota; Metazoa; Arthropoda; Insecta; Lepidoptera; Bombycidae
Gene: Osi2
Product: DUF1676 domain-containing protein Osi2
Cellular component (GO): membrane
Source: RefSeq, a predicted model, not a curated record